Molecule: messenger RNA, 5220 nt
Organism: Pan troglodytes (chimpanzee)
Lineage: Eukaryota; Metazoa; Chordata; Mammalia; Primates; Hominidae
Gene: MTERF4
Product: mitochondrial transcription termination factor 4
Exons: 7
Coding region: 1870-2958 (362 amino acids)
Biological process (GO): regulation of DNA-templated transcription; mitochondrial transcription; mitochondrial ribosome assembly
Cellular component (GO): mitochondrion
Molecular function (GO): double-stranded DNA binding
Source: RefSeq, a predicted model, not a curated record
GUACUUUCGCUCUUGUUGCCCAGGCUGCAGUACAAUGGCGCGAUCUUGGCUCACUGCAACCUCCGCCUCCCAGGUUCAAGUGAUUCUCCUGCCUCAGCCUCCUGAGUAGCUGACACUACAGGUGCCCACCACCAUGCCUGGCUAAUUUUUGUAUUUUUAGUAGAGAUGGGGUUUCACCAUGUUUUCCAGGCUGGUCUCAAACCCCUGACCUCAGGUGAUCUGCCCACCUCGGCCUCCCAAAGUGCUGGGAUUACAGGCGUGAGCCACCACACCCGGGCUCAUGUCAAUUUUUCAUAGUAAUCCCCAUGUCCCAGCUGUCAUUUUAUUUCUAGAGCUAGACAAACUGUUCAGGUUCCUUGAUUCUUUCCAGGGAGUUGGGGUGGCUCAUGGGAUUUUCUUAGGCUUUUGGUGUAGCAUUAACACAAUUUAUUGUGAGAUGUUGACAGUUGAGUAUUUUGAGAAGAAAAUUACAUUAUAAAAAACAACAAAGGCAACCAAUUUUUUUUUUCCUUUUGUUUUUUGAGACAAGGUCUUGCUCUGUUACGCAGGGAGUGCAGUGGUGCAAUCAUGGCUCACUGCAGCCUCAACCUCCUGGACUCAAGUGAUCCUCCCACUUCAGGCUCCUGAGUAGCUGGGACUACAGGUGCACGCCACUACUCCCAGCUAAUUUUUUAUUUUUUGUAGAGACAGGAUUUUCCUAUGUUGCUCAGGUUGGUCUUGAACUCCUGAGCCCAGGCAAUCCCCCCCACCUCAGCCUCUCACAGUGCUGGGAUUACAGGCGUGGGCCACUGCACUCUGCCAAAGCAACCAAUUCUUUAGUUCUACACGGAUUAGAACCUUCCUUUUCUUUGACAUAAUCCUUUUGUCAAAAGACAGUUUUACAUAAAUUGUUUGGCACCCCACUCCAUGCCUGGCGCAAAGCAGAUAUGUAAAUGUGUGCCCAUGCAAGAAUCAAAUCCUUUAUGUCAGUCCAGAAUGAAGUAGAUAAAACAAGAAAUGCUUAUAAAUUAAGGCUUUGGUGGCAGGAUUUAGGCAGCUGAGAAAGCACACCUUUUUAUUCUUCACAAGCAUCACCUUGUGAAAGAUGCCUACGCUCUUAGGUCGAGAGAGGAAAUUUAAGAAUGAAUACACGUUGGGCUAAAACUUCACUAUAUUUCAUCCUAAGAGGGAACCAGACCUCGAAGUUGGGAAGGCUCUUGCUUAUAAAGGGAAAUGUGCCGUAAUUCCUGUCAUUUUACUUGGGUCUUUUAAAAACGGCAAAUUCUCAUCUUCCACUGGCUGAGAGUAAAAAGAAAGAAAAGCGGUAAAGACUUCUUUUUGUGCGUAGGUGGCCCCGGUGUUCACGCUGAAUACAGAUUUUUACACAAUAAAAUCUUAAAUAUCUCUACAUGGAACGGAAUCCAUUUUUCCUGCCUCGGGAAGGAUUUCUGCGCUCUCGGGUGAAGUUCCUGAAGCAAGGAACCAGUUCCCCUCUACCUGUACUCUCGAGAGGAAUUCUCAGGUCAUCUGAAACACAAGUAUGGGCCAGGACGACCCAUUCGUUCACGCGGCCCAGAGCUCUGCGAAACGGGACACGGCAGUGCAACGGGAACAACCGGACACCGAGGCCCCCCAAGGCUGAGGCCGCGGCAGAGGCGGCGGCACGGUGACGGGCGCGACUCCGGCCUUCCGGCUUUCUAAGGGGCCGCCCCGGGACACCUGAGCCCCGCGGGGCCGUGAACGCUCAGCACAGCUCCGGGCCGGAAUCACGAUCCAGCAGCACCGCGCUGGCGCUGGGAACGGCGUCGGUGACGGACCGGGGGCCGGAAGUGAAGGACGGGGGAGGACCUCUGCUUCCGGCGCCGUAACUGCUGCCAUCUUCUCCGCGCUAUGGCUGCGUUCAGCCGUCAGGUCCUUGACUGGCACCGCCUGAUCCCCCUCACCUGGGCCUGUAUGGCUAGGCAGACUCUUCAUCUUGGAGAACAGAGAAGGACGACAGCUUCUUUGUUGCGCAAACUGACUACAGCCUCCAAUGGAGGGGUCACUGAGGAGUUAUCUUGUGUUAGAUCCAAUAACUAUGUGCAGGAACCAGAGUGCAGGAGGAAUCUUGUUCAGUGCCUCCUUGAGAAGCAGGGGACUCCUGUGGAACAAGGGUCCUUGGAGCUAGAGAGGGUCAUGAGUUCCCUCCAGGACAUGGGUUUCAGCAAUGCCCAUAUUAAUGAAUUGCUCAGUGUACGGCGAGAUGCCAGUCUUCAACAGUUGCUGGACAUCAUUUCAGAAUUUAUUCUCUUGGGUCUGAAUCCAGAGCCUGUGUGUGUGGUCUUGAAGAAAAGUCCCCAGUUAUUGAAACUGCCUAUUAUGCAAAUGAGGAAGCGCUCCAGUUACCUGCGAAAGCUUGGGCUUGGAGAAGAAGGAAACAUCAACCCAAACCCGCAAUAUGGAGGAAACUACUCUCCCAUAUUACUCUCUGAUCUUUCCAGUAAAUGCCUGGGAAAUUCUUUUCCAAGUGAGGAGGACAAGAGGAGACCCAAAAUACAAAGUUGGCACCUUUCAGGGAAAUUAAAGAGGGUGCUUUACUGUUGCCCUGAAAUUUUCACCAUGCGCCAGCAGGACAUUAACGACACUGUCAGGCUUCUCAAGGAGAAGUGCCUUUUCACGGUACAGCAAGUCACCAGGAUUUUGCACAGUUGCCCCUCUGUUCUUCGAGAGGACCUGGGUCAACUGGAAUACAAGUUUCAGCAGCCUCGUCUUACAGCGGUGACUGCAAAGAAAAAGACUUUUGUUUUGCAAAAGAAAAGCAGCUUGGUGACUCCGUCCACAUCGCCACAGUUGAGUCAGAUGGCAGUGGCAGUCCUUUGCCAGUGGAAGGAGUUCCUGCUUAGGGGAGGUGCAGGAGAACUAAUUUAUUAUUGUGCAACUGCCAGUCCUGCGCAUUCCAGCUACGCUAAGUGCCCUGCCCAGGCAUGUAACAAAACAUAGACCUGUUUUGAAGUGGCUUGUUACCCAAGGGUGCCUCACUCUCAUCUGCACCACCAGGAAGGUGAACUGUGAGGGCUCCUAUAAGGGGCAGGAGGAGCAAAGCUGUCUUAGGCCAACCAGAGAUUCAUCUUUCAUGCAGUGACAUGUUGAUAAAAAAUGAUGGUCAGUAUGAAACUGGUAACAGGUUGUAGAUGGCUUUCUAUGGUAUAUCCCAGUCUCUUGCAAACGAUUGUGAAGAAUGCCAGUGUUGUUUAAGAUUCAGCAGUUUGUGUGGGGAGGUGGGGGCAGGAUGGGGGUUUGGUUGCCAAAAGAGUUUGGGAAAUGCUAGCUUAAACAAAAACGAGAGAAAGUUCCUUUCAUGUCAGGAUUUAUGAAUGCCUAUGAGUCUAGUGUCAGUGACGACUUUCUAGUGACGGUCUUCAAGACUUUCUAAAUAUUAAGUGAUCAAGGCCCCUGCCCCACUUUUAGUUCCAAUAGAAUGCCAUUCACAAGAUCUGGGAGGCACUCUCUUAGCCCUCUCCUGGAGCCCCCGGAAUUUCUCAGCAGCCCAGGCCCUCCCGCUGCCCGUGGCCCCUCCUCCCAGGUGCCAGGUGGUCUUCCAGCCUCUCCAAGGGCCCACCCCCCUGCCUCUUCCUCCCACUGCAGCUGAUCUAGGGGUUUCUGGGCCACAUUUCCCUUGAGAGAGAGUGGGAUUUGCCCUAUCCACAGAGAGCCUCAUUUCCACCUGAAGGUGUAUUCGUCAGUGGCUAGACCAGGUUCAUCUCUGUUUCCCCUUGGGGACUUCUGAAACCUUCCUGCCCGGGAGUCUGUAACACAGCAGCACAGGACCGCACUUCCUUUAGCAGUGCUGAGUAAGCAGGCAGCGGCACUCUGAGAGCCCGGGGCUGGGCAGUCGCCCCCCACUUCCCAGCAGCUCUGUGGUAGUGGGGCGGGAGCAGCAGGGACGUACCUUAAGAUUUCUCCAGUGUCUGACUCUUACUUUGUUUCCUGAAAUAAUUAGAGAAAAGUCGUUUAAUGAAAAAGAGACUGUGUACCUUGAAUUCUACAGCUACCUCAGUCCAGGCUGCCUGCUGAGAUCCUGUCUUUAGCUCACAUACAUUCCGCGGUGGGGGACACCAUUAGUUCAGACACUGCUGUGGAGAUUAGCAUUUUAGUUUGUGUGCGCCCGCCUGGCUUGAGGCAGUAGUUUAGGAAUGACAAGGCUAGAAACCUGGCUGGCUGUGAGUCAGAGAGAGAGAGGACGGACGUGGGAGAAAGCAAGCAAAAGCUACCCUAGGGAAGAGCCAGUGACAUGCACAGGCCGAGCAGCACGGCUGGUGAGCUGCAGGCUGCGGCCUUGCCCGGACACUUGGUAAUGCCAAACAAGUACGUGUGGCUACUCAUUGGUCUAUGAGGACGAUGACAGGCUUCGACUCUGUGGUUUCUAAAGCAUAUAAUAUUCUCACGUACUUCUUUCAGCAAACCCCAAACAGUAGUAAUUCUUGUAACUACCUUGAACCCUUUGUGGAAAGAACCUGGGUGUGAGUGAAUAAAAAGUAAAGAGCGAUGUGCUAUAUUGGCCAUUAAAUACUCGGGGCUGUCAGUAACACCCUGUGCUUCCCAAUUGUAGCACCAUGUUCUGUGUGAAUAUGCAUAACCAGAGUGACCCCCCCCCCCAGCACCCAGCAUGCCCGGCUGUGCCCCUCUGGGUAUGCUCACAUGCACAUAUAUGGACAUACAGUUUCGUAGCAGAACAUGGCUGCCCAGGGGCUGCCUAUCUGGGCGAGUAGACCGCCUGGCUCAGCCCACAGGCCUGCAGCAUCCCAUAGCACUGCCGCCCUUGCCCCAUCACCCUGUGGGCUACAUGCAGGACACGGCAUGGGCCUGCUCCCCAGAGGCACCUGUUUGGGGUCUUCUUGAGGCUUGUGCUUUCACAGCUCUCUUUGAAGCAGAUGUCUUGGUGAACUCUGUAGACUCUUUUAUACCUGUUGUCACAAGAAAGCUUUGUAAAACCAGACAAUGAAGCAAAAUGUUGCCAACUGCUUAACCUAGGCUAUGUGAACCCACAGGUAAACCUGAAGGUGUUUGAGGGAAAAGCUGCUAUUUUCUGAAUGAAACAUGACCUCCUAUUGAUGUAUUAAAAUGUCUAACAUAAAGGUCAUGUGAUUUGUAACAAAUUUAUUGCAUAUACAGUAAUAUGCAUAAAAUAAACCCAUUUUAAUGUGCAUUCUGAUGAGCAGUGACAAAGGAUAUGGUACUAAAAAUAAAAUGUGAAAUGUCAAA